This is a messenger RNA of Pimephales promelas (fathead minnow), 1565 nucleotides long. It is a transcript of the gene prmt6, whose product is annotated as protein arginine methyltransferase 6. Lineage: Eukaryota; Metazoa; Chordata; Actinopteri; Cypriniformes; Leuciscidae. Gene Ontology annotation, molecular function: protein-arginine N-methyltransferase activity; histone methyltransferase activity. The record is from RefSeq and is a predicted model, not a curated record. Gene Ontology annotation, biological process: peptidyl-arginine methylation, to asymmetrical-dimethyl arginine; chromatin remodeling.
GUUUCAGAAACGGAAGCUACUUGGGAGAAAAUUAAAUACGCAUGGCAAACUUGGGGAAAAUGUCACAGCACGGUACUAAGAAAAGAAAACUAGACCGGAGUACAGAGGAUUACAUGUACUUUGACAGCUACUCCGAUGUCACCAUUCACGAAGAGAUGAUUGCAGACACUGUGCGCACGAACGCGUACAGAAUGGGCAUUCUUAAAAACAGUAAGUCAAUAGAGGGGAAAGUGGUGCUUGAUGUGGGAGCCGGUACCGGCGUCUUGAGCUUAUUCUGUGCACAAGCGGGUGCCAGGAAGGUUUAUGCAGUCGAAGCGAGCUCGAUUGCCGAUCAGGCUGUGAGAAUCGUAAAACUGAAUCAGAUGGAGGACAGAAUAGAAAUCAUUAAAGCUACACUAGAGACGAUCGAACUAGCCGAACAGGUGGACGUGAUUGUGAGCGAGUGGAUGGGCUACGCGCUCCUCCACGAAUCCAUGCUGAACUCUGUGAUUUAUGCCCGGGAUAAGUGGCUCAAACCCGGUGGCCUCAUAUUACCGUCCCGGGCGGAUCUUUACAUCGCUCCCAUAAACGAUCUGGUGGUGGAGGGCAGAUUGAAUUUUUGGAGCACCGUUAAAGGACAGUACGGCGUGGACAUGUCCUGCAUGACCGACUUUGCCAGGAAGUGCAUCAUGAACAAAGACAUCACUGUGAAUCCGGUGACGGUGGAGGAUGUGCUCUCCCACCCGUGCAAGUUUGCCGAGCUGGAUUUGAACACAGUCACACUCGAGCAGCUCAGAGAUGUGAGGGGAGUGUUUCGCUGCCAGUGUUUCGGCUCGUCCUCCAUUCACGCCUUGUGCGUGUGGUUCACCGUGACUUUCCCCGCUGAGGAGAAGGCCCUGGUGCUCUCCACAUCUCCAUUUAAACCAGAGACGCACUGGAAGCAGGCUGUGCUGUAUCUGGACGAUGCUGUGGAUGUGAUGCAGGACACUAAUGUUGAGGGGGAGAUCAGUUUGUAUCCCUCAGAGGAGAAUUCUAGACACAUAUGCAUCCAUGUGGACUAUGUGAUAGGUGAACAGAAGAAACACUCCAAAACCUUUACUAUUCCUGAUCAGUAUUUAGAAGUUAAAUAAAGUGCGGCCGUUACAUAGCCUAUUUGCAGUUUACCUAGUCAAACAAUUAAGGAAUGCUGGUUGUUUUUAUGGGAAUUUGGAAUUAACGUAUUUUAAUAAAGAGUCCUGGAUACACUGAAAUUCCUAUUUUCACGCAUAGAAUUUAAGUUUAUCCAAUAGGAUCUUCUGUUGGUCUGGCAAUGACUCAUUAAAAUAAUUUGUGAUUAGCUUGAAAUUAUGGUAAUAAAUGAUAAAUUCCAUCAGCAUUCCUUUUUUUUUUUUUGGUUUGUUUGUUUUUGUUUCACACAUGACGUACUUUUCACUACGAAAUAUUCCUUGAAGUUGUAUGAAGUGUCUUGGGGGGCGGGGAAUCAGGUUUAAACUCCUGUCUUUGGACAGCACAUGUGCAAAGUUAUGCAAAAUAAACAUUGUUUGCCUGAGCUCUGUAAUGUUGCUUAUUGUGUAAAAAAAAAAAAA